Trichogramma pretiosum is the source of this 830-nucleotide messenger RNA. Its product is annotated as selenoprotein F. Lineage: Eukaryota; Metazoa; Arthropoda; Insecta; Hymenoptera; Trichogrammatidae. Gene Ontology annotation, cellular component: endoplasmic reticulum lumen. The coding region runs from base 258 to 716 and encodes 152 amino acids. The record is from RefSeq and is a predicted model, not a curated record. The transcript is spliced from 4 exons. Gene Ontology annotation, molecular function: oxidoreductase activity.
AGUCUGAUUUUGUAGCAGGCGAAAUGUUUUUCACCUUGAGCGGUCCGCCGCUGCGUACAUACGUCAACUCCGAAUAAUGACAACAUCAGCAUAUGUGUAUACAUGUAAACUUCGACUCUAACCUCACUCGUAUAGUUUAGUCAAAAUUUUGUUAUCUUUAAUCAAGCAUCAGUGAAACAAAUGAAAAAUCAGCAAAAAAAUUAUUUGCCUAUUUAGAAAAAAUCAUCAAUCGUCAGAGAGAGCUGUCAACUUUAAAAAUGAAGGAUAUCUUUUUGGGUGCUCUUCUUCUGCUCGUAGCGAAUGUCGUACGUUCGGAGUACACUGCGGAAGAUUGCAAAAGUCUUGGAUUCAACAAAGCAGUGCUAUUAUGCUCGACGUGUGACAAAUUUGACAAGUUCGAGCUUCAAGAGAUUUCGAGCCAAUGUAAAGAAUGCUGCUUGAAAGAUGAAGAUGACAGUUCGACCUCUAAGAGAUAUCCAAAAGCUGUGUUGGAAGUGUGCACUUGUAAAUUUGGAGCUUAUCCACAAAUUCAAGCUUUUAUCAAGAGUGACAAACCUAACAAGUAUAAAAAUCUGCAAAUUCGAUAUGUGAGAGGUUUAGAUCCAAUUAUUAAACUUUAUGACAGUGAAAAUAAGUUAGAAGACGUUCUGGACAUUCAUAAAUGGGACACAGACUCUGUGGAUGAGUUCCUGUCAACCCAUUUAAUAAUGGAUUAGAAAAUAUGUCAUUGUUUUGUUUCAACGUGAUCAGAGUGAUAUUUUCUAAGAAACUGUACACUAGAAAGAUAAACUAAAAAAUUCAAGUGAAAAAUUUAUAACUUAAUAAAAAUA